AUGUCGAGAAAAGAUGAAACAUCCCCUGCUGACGAAUUAGUAACAUCAAAGAGAGUAUUUAUAAAUCACGUUGACCAAUAUAAUGGGCUGAAUAUUUCAAAGUAUCUUUCAGGAUGUGUGAUUGGUGCUACACUUGAUGAAGAAGAAAAUGAAGAAAAAAGAUCUGAUGAUGGAGAAUUAAGUUUCAUUGGUUCAAAGGAAGGAUGCUAUGAAAUAAUUGGUACUGUUAAAGAUGACAUGGCUUUAAAGCCAGAUUUUGUACUUGAAUUUAUAAAUUCUGCAACAAAAGAUGACCUAUAUGAAUACCUUCUUAGUUGUGAUAUUAUUUUAUAUGACAUCACAAGAGAUGUAAAGCAAAUUGAUGAAGCUGUUUGGGCUGUAUCAGAAUUGCAGGCUGAUCUGGAGAAAAUAUCAACACCAAAGAUUUUCAUUUUAAUCAGUUCUGUUCUCACUUGGGCUAAAACCAAACCUACAGAUGCAGAUGAACCUGAGAUCCCUUUUACAGAGGAAGAUUAUCGUCGCAGGAAAAGUCAUCCAAAUUUUAAAGAACAACUAAGUGCAGAAAAAACAGUCAUCAAGCUUGGAAAGGCGACGAAAAAGAAACUAAAUACAUAUGUUGUAGCAAGUGGUCUUAUAUAUGGAAUAGGAGAAGAUAUUUUUCAUGAUUUAUUCAAGAGAGCAUGGCACAAUGAAUCACAUCUGACAUGUCUUGGAAAUGGCACUAAUAUUGUACCAACAAUUCAUAUCAAAGAUCUUGCAGCCAUCAUCCAAAACAUUGCAGACUCUGCACCAACUGUAAAAUAUAUCAUUGCAAAAGAUGAUUCAAUGAAUACGUUACAAGAAAUUGUUAAAAACAUAAGUCAAAUGAUGACAACUGGAAAAGUUGUUAAUGUAAAAUCGGAAGAAUCUCUUCUUGACAAGUUACUUACACAACUUGAUUUCGAUAUGCUUCAAGUUGAUCUGUUAAUGGAUGCAGUAUUCAUAAAGGACAAUAUGAAAAUAAAUUGGGUUGCAGAGACUGGCCUUGUGGAAAAUAUAUCUGAAAUUGUAAAGGAAUACAAAAUUCAUCGGAAGUUACUGCCUUUACGUGUUUGUGUUUUGGGUCCUCCUGGUGUUGGGAAAUCAACUGUUGUGGAGCAGUUGUGUCAUCAUUACAAAUUGCAUCAUGUUAAAGUUAAAGAUGUCAUUGAUGAAUAUAUCCAAAGCUUGAUUGAACUGGAACAACAUGCAAACAGUAUAAAUGAGCAAUCAGAAGAACAAGAAAUUGAUGAAGAGGAAGAAUUAAGGAUACAAGAUGCAGUUGCCAAACUUGAGGAAAUCAAUGAAUGCAGAGAACAAAAUAAUCAGCGAUUAGAUGAUAACUUACUGAUCAUGAUGAUGAAAGAAAAACUCUUAUCAAAACCAUGUCAGAACCAAGGUUUCAUCUUAGAUGGUUUCCCCAAAACUUUUGAACAAUCAAAACUGUUUGAAGCUGAUGAAGAGGAGGAAGUAGAUGAAAAAGACAUAAAUUACAACAAGAACAUUAUGCCUGAAUUCAUAUUUUCCCUGGAAGCAAAUGAUGAAUUCUUACAUAAACGUAACAUUAACCUUCCUGAAAGCGUCGUAGCAGGUACUCACAAUACUGAGGAAGGAUUCACUCGAAGACUUACAGAAUUUCGUAGAAUCAAUACAGAGGAUAACACAGUAUUAAACUAUUUUGAUGAACUAGAAUUUCAUCCAAUAAAAAUUGAUGUCAUGAAAGAUACUUCAGAAAUGAUGAAUGAUACUGUGCAAAAAAUUAAAGAAAUUAUCAAGAAUCCACGUAAUUAUGGUCCAACAAAAGAAGAACUUGAGCAAAUACAACUUGCUGAAGAAAGAGAGUUACACAAAAAAAAGGAAGAAGAAAGAAUACUAAAGGAAAAACUUGAAAUGGAAGAAGAAGCUGAAAGAAAAGUGAAAGAAAAAGAAUGGGCUAAUAAACUGUUUGAAGUAAAACAACAGGAAUUUGAACAAUUAGAAGCCCGUUCAAUCCCACUUAGAAACUAUUUAAUGAAGCAUGUGAUGCCUACUUUAUCAAAAGGUCUUAUUGAUUGUUGCAAAGUACGACCAGAUGAUCCUGUGGAUUAUUUAGCUGAAUAUCUUUUCAAGAACAAUCCACAAAUUGACUGA
Molecule: messenger RNA, 2148 nt
Organism: Acanthosepion pharaonis
Lineage: Eukaryota; Metazoa; Mollusca; Cephalopoda; Sepiida; Sepiidae
Source: the annotation of a GenBank genome assembly